Messenger RNA from Symbiodinium sp. CCMP2456, 333 nucleotides. Lineage: Eukaryota; Dinophyceae; Suessiales; Symbiodiniaceae. The record is from the annotation of a GenBank genome assembly.
GAACAAGCCUUCGCAGCUUUGCUGGCUGAUGGCUCGGUCAUAGCUUGGGGCAAUGAAGACUGCGGGGGAGACGCAGGACGCGUGCAGCAGCAGCUGACACAGGUCGUCCACAUUCAGGCGACCAGGUCGGCCUUCGCUGCUCUUCGCGAGGAUGGAUCUGUGGUGGCUUGGGGUUCGCCUGGUGACGGCGGGGACUGCCAUGCCGUGGCUGACCAGCUGGUCGCUGUGUCUGAGAUCCAGGCAGCCCGUGGCGCAUUUGCCGCCCUCCGGGCGGAUGGCUCCGUCGUGUGUUGGGGACGAGAGGAUCGAGGAGGAAACUGCGCUGCAGUUCAG